Molecule: messenger RNA, 915 nt
Organism: Aspergillus vadensis CBS 113365
Lineage: Eukaryota; Fungi; Ascomycota; Eurotiomycetes; Eurotiales; Aspergillaceae
Exons: 3
Coding region: 48-686 (212 amino acids)
Source: RefSeq, a predicted model, not a curated record
GUCCCAACCCGGCGAAUUCCUUCAUUCACUCCCCAACCUCUGUCACCAUGGCCGACGAAGAGCAAGAUGCUUUGGAUGCGCUUGAGCGUGAGGCCUCUGACUUUGUCAAGGAUGCAGAAAUUGACCGCAUUCGGAAGGCGUUCUCCUUAGACGCUUACGCGGUCCUUGAUCUUCAACCAGGUGUCCCCGAAUCCGACAUCAAAGUCCAGUACCGCAAAAAGUCCCUUCUCAUCCACCCUGAUAAGACGAAGAACCCGGCCGCCCCCGAUGCUUUUGAUCGCCUUAAGAAAGCGCACACGGCGCUUAUGGACGAAAAGUCGCGCACAUACCUAGACGAAUGUAUCGCGGACGCGCGACGACUUUUGAUCCGCGAACACAAGUACUCGCUAGACUCGGAAGAGUUAAAGACAGACGAAUUCAAGAAAGAAUGGCGCCAAAAGACAGUGCAAGUACUCUUAGAAGAGGAGGCACGGCGGCGAAGACAAGCCAAGGCCAAGCUUCAGGAAGAAGGUCGGGAGAGGCGCAAGGAGGAAGAAGAGUUGGAGGCGCGAAAGCGGAAACGGGACCAGGAUAAAGCGUGGGAAGAUAGCCGUGAGGAGCGCAUAGGCAGCUGGCGAGAUUGGCAGAAGGGAGUGAAGAAGGAUGGGGACAAGAAGAAGAAAAAGAAGAUGAAGGUAUUGGGGUGAGACUGGGCAGGUGUGCCAGUUGCCUGCAAGACUUGCAGUGGUAGAAGUAUUUGAACUUGGUCAACUGGCGUUGAGCGGAUAUAUUUGCACCCGGGACGGACUGGUGAUCAUAACAUCAUCAUGAUUAUAUUGCUAUUCACCACUACUGUUCUUUCAUACCAUUGAUAAUUAGUAGCUGCUGUCACAUUACUCAUCGCUAUCAAGCUUUUGACAUGCAAUUGUCAUCCAC